Protopterus annectens (West African lungfish) is the source of this 1469-nucleotide messenger RNA. It is a transcript of the gene CENATAC, whose product is annotated as centrosomal AT-AC splicing factor. The record is from RefSeq and is a predicted model, not a curated record. NCBI's taxonomy places the organism in Eukaryota, Metazoa, Chordata, Ceratodontiformes, Protopteridae. The coding region runs from base 177 to 1235 and encodes 352 amino acids. The transcript is spliced from 11 exons.
UUAAGAGGGAGGUCGUCCCUAAAUAGAGGCCGUGGGUUGUAAAUACUAGUGUCUACUUUCCCGUUGGAUAGUUAAGUUGCGCUACAGAUUUUACAGUUGUAGAUAUUAGUAGAGAGCCAAAGCCUGGGGACUGACUAGUUUUGGAGUAUUUUUGUUGGCUUUUUGCGUGCAAACUAAUGGGAGUAUACUUUUGUCAGCUUUGUAGACGAACGUUCUUUUCGGGAAAGGGGCAUGUCUACGAAAAGAAGCACAAAGAAAAGCUGAAAACUGUGUUGACUAAGUUCCGACGGAAGGUAGAGGCAGCUUUUAAAAUGAUGAAGGAACCCCAGGCUGUAAAGUAUGAUUACAUCGAGCAUGAGAAGAAUUUCUGGUGCUACUGUUGUGGGUGUGAAGUUCGCAAGCACAUGAGUAGUGAGAAUAUUACCGUGCUUUAUGGUGCUCUGCUUGAACACCUGGCAAGUCCGGAGCACAGAAAGCAAACCAACAAGUUCUGGUGGGAGAACAGAGCUGAAGCAGGUUUAAAAGCCAAGUUUCUGAUCUCCAUAGAGGAUUAUGAGAGGUUCAAGGCCUUGGUUGGCAAAACAUUGGAGUGUUAUGAAGAGAAAGAAGAUGAACUUAUUAAGCAGGAGGCAGUCUUCAUUCGAGAGAUGGACCAGAAAAGGCAGGAGAUAAUUCAGUCUGUUCUAGAGCCUCAGGCCGAACAGGAUGCGCAGAAUGGAUUCUCUGAAUCUGAUGUUGUAACUUUUGACAAGAGACCAUGUAUUGCUACCUGUACAACAGCACAGACAGAACAGCCAGGAUCAAAUGUAUGGGAAAAAGAACUGGAUUCUGGCUGGACACCAGCAGGACCAAGUUUAUCAUUCAUUGGACAUAAGCAAGAAGAAACUGGGAAAGGAAAUGUGCAUACAGGUGCCACUCCACCAUGGUUGAUUGAUGAUGAUGAUGAUGAUGAAGAAUCUGGGAACAUGCAUGAGAUUGGACCAUCUUACGAAGAGUUUGCUAAACACAGAGAGAAGGAAAAGCUAAAGAAGCUCCCAGCUCACAGAGUUGGUGCAAAUUUUGACCACACCACUCAGACAGAUGAAAUGUGGUUGCCUUCCUUUGGAAGAGUCUGGAACAAUGGAAGAAGAUGGCAGUCCAGGCAUCAGUUCAGAGCAGAAGAAAACAAAAGUACCAUGAAGAGGAGUAAAUCCCACCAAUGGAAGAAUAAGAAAGUAAAAUUAGAGAAAAUGUAGAACAUGUCUGUAGUUUCCACACUAGAAACAUGAAUAUUUGAAUUUUGCCACUUCAGCAACUGAAUGCAUUAUUGUGUACUAAUAGAUCUGCAGUAAAAUGGUUUGACAUUGGUGGAUAUGUAAUAAAAGAUAACUCUACAGCAAGCACAGUAUCUUUUUUUUCUACUCUUACAGGUUUCUGGCAUACACCUGCAGUGUGAUGUCUGUGGAUAGGUAAUAAAAUAUUAUCCCAUA